Molecule: messenger RNA, 990 nt
Organism: Arctia plantaginis
Lineage: Eukaryota; Metazoa; Arthropoda; Insecta; Lepidoptera; Erebidae
Source: the annotation of a GenBank genome assembly
AUGUUCGAAGAAGAGAACGUGGCGACACCAGCGCGCGGUGCACGCGUGAUCUCGGGGGACAUGGCGGUGCUUUACGGUGACACGAAGAACUACGACAUAGAACGCGGCUACACGCGCCACACCAUCACCGACCCGUCCGACAACCCCGGCAUCAUCGUGCGGCUCGCCACCCCCACCAUCAUCAACCACGUGCGCCUGCUGCUCUGGGACCGGGACAACAGGUCCUACGCAUAUUACAUCGAAGUGUCAGUGGACCAAAAGGACUGGGUACGUGUGAUCGAACACAGCGACUACUUCUGUCGGUCCUGGCAGAACCUCUACUUCGAGCCCAGGGUCGUCCAGUACAUCAAACUCGUUGGCACUAGUAAUACUGUUAAUAAGGAGUUCCGCGUGGUGUCGCUGGAGGCGCUGCACACGGCGCGCGUGCCGCCGCUGCGCAACGGCCUCAUCGAGCCCGUGCACAACGUCGCCACGCUCGACCUCUCCGCCGCCGUCAUCGAGGGCAUCAGUCGGUCCCGCAACGCUCUCCUGGAUGGUGACACGAGCCACUACGACUGGGAGCAGGGCUUCACGUGCCACCAGAUUGGCUCGGGUGCCAUCGUGGUGCAGCUGGCGCAGCCCUACUUGCUCGGCUCCAUCCGCAUGCUGCUGUGGGACUGCGACUAUCGCCACUACUCCUACUACGUAGAAACUUCGCUCAACUACCGGGAUUGGGAGAUGGUCUGCGACAGAACUAGGGAGGCUUGCAGGUCAUGGCAGGUGAUCUACUUCAAGCCGCGGCCAGUUUCAAUCAUCCGCAUCGUUGGCACAAACAACUCUGUUAAUGAGGUAUUCCAUUUAGUGCACCUGGAGUGUCCUGCACAGGUGGAGUACCCGCGGGAGGACCUUGCCGCCAAGCAACACCGACCCUCAAUUGAGAACAGACUUAACCCUAGCGGUCCCGCUCCUGCCCCGGGUCCUGGUCCGGCCGCGGAGCGAUACGACGCCUGA